Ruditapes philippinarum (Manila clam) is the source of this 2220-nucleotide messenger RNA. RefSeq lists its product as uncharacterized. The transcript has 5 exons. The record is from RefSeq and is a predicted model, not a curated record. Lineage: Eukaryota; Metazoa; Mollusca; Bivalvia; Venerida; Veneridae. The coding region runs from base 940 to 1854 and encodes 304 amino acids.
AUAAUAAUUUAUUUCUAUAUAUAUAAGAGUUUUAUUAUAACUACAAAACAUGUAUGUUGUCAUUGUAUUUCUCUUUUAGUAUUGUCUCGAUAUAAAAGUAAGUCAAAGCCAUUUUUAUAGAUGGAAGGUAGAUUCACAAAUUACGCAGUUACUCCCCUUUGAUAUAAUUAAGCCAUGAAAUCAUCUGAAAGUUUCCAAUGUCAUUGAAGAACACACGAAGUUUACCGACGAAUUUGCACAGAUUUUUAGAGUAGAUUGUACCAGAAGGCAAUGAUUGAGGAUAGCUAUUCAUACUGAUAAUUAAUCUGACAAGUGGCUGUAGAGUCCCAAUGCACCACCAUGUUGACAUGGUACGUGCCAUAAAUGCAUUAUAAUUUAUUCUCAUCUGUUUAGAAGGUAUGUUGUGUACCUUGUUAUUUUUAUUAAAUUAGAUUACCCCUAAACAUUGAUAAUUAUUAUUAACAAGCAUAAAAUAAUUGCAUUUACAACAUAGAAGUUAUUUGAAUAUAACAUAUAUAAUCAUUUAUAUUUAUCAAUGCAUGUACAUGUAGGUAAUGAUAAAACUAUUUAUGUGGGACAUUUCAUAUUCUUUAUAUAUUUUAAUGUAACAGUAUUUUAAAUUGAAUUUAUACAAAUAUUUACUGUAUAAAAUAUAUUUGACAUACUUGAAAACCAUUCUGUCAGAAUUACUUUAUUUCAGACACUUCAUUUGGCUUAGUCAGAAUGGGACCUUAAAUGAAGAUGCAUUAUUGUACCGUAUAUGAAACAACACAAGAAUGAUCCAGAAGAAGUAAAACUACUCUGCACAUACUCCACUACUGAGCCCUGCCUUACAGGCCUUGUUCCCAAGCUAAUGCCAGCUGAGCUGUGGAUACACCAAUAUGUGGAAUGCCUUCAUCAUCAAUGACGUGUAGUGUUAAAUAUUAAACAAAUGAGAAAAUGUCCAAUAGUAAAAAACGGAAGUACGACGAGCAGCUGAAUAUACCCACAGACUUUAGGUGCAUUAUUCACAACAGUGGACUUAGCAAUCAUGGUGACUGUGUAACACUAAAUUCUACAAAAUUAAAAGUCUCUGCUGAACAAAAACUAGAUCAGCUGCACUCAAUUCGCAACAAGCGAUUAGCUGAACCAUGUGACUCACCACAUCGCAUGCAUGACAUAUGCAAGAGCAUUCCUGCCUCAUUAUGUGGAAUAGACCUGAACAUCACUGGUUACCACCGUGGGUGCUACCAGGCCUUUACCAAAAACCUAGAUAGGUUAGGUAAAGCAGAAUGUACAAAACAUUCUCAAAAACACCAUUCACCAAGAAUUUUUGCUAACUGUAGUAAUCAGUUUCCACCAGAAUGCAUCUUCUGUAAAAAGUUGGAAGUGAAACCAAAGAAACAUGCAAAUACAGAGCGGUGUGUUCAAUUCACAAACACAACAUGGCAACAAAUUGAGUCGCAGGCUUUUGAGGUGGGCGAUUUUGCCUUAUAUCGAUUAGUACAAGGUGAAGACCUGGUGGCCAGAGAGGCAAUGUUUCAUACUUCAUGUCGGAAGGAUUUUGAAUUGAAAGUGUUGGUGGGAAAGGAAGCCAAGCAAAGAUUCAUAGCCGAAAGACUUACACACGGAGCAUCGCCUAUCAAGUUCUUUGACCCGAUACCGAAGUCAAAAUUAAAGUCAAUGGAAGCUUCGAACAAGACAGUGAAACUUACUGCUCCCCAGGGAAAAGUGAUUCAGUAUCAAGAACAGAGCAACAUAGCAUUUAUGCUUUUGGUAAAAGCUCAAUCGUUGAACGAACAGUUGGACCUUGAAGAACUGAUGCGGUUUCCUUUGACUCCCGUACCUCAUAGCCUUGGUACAAGGCGGCUUUAAUGAAUGCCAUAUUGCAGGAUGUGCCACAAGCGACAACUCCUUCAGAAUCCACCAUUUACAUCCAAGAUGGUAAUGCUCUCUUUCAUGAGCUUACAAACCUUGCACCAACGUUUGGCGGAAUAUGUCUGCAGAUUCUGGACAUCAUGGUUGCAAGGAAGAACUUUAUUUUUUCGACGGACAGCUACUUCCCGAACUCUAUAAAGGCACAGGAGAGAGUGCGCAGAGGCUGCAGUCGAAAAUUCAUCGUUGAUGGACCUGCAACCCGUAGACCAGCGGACUUUAAAGAAUUCCUAUCCAACGAUGACAAUAAGACACAAUUAUGCAAUCUUAUUCUGCGUGUUUGGGGCAGUGAGUCAGCAGCAUCCA